UCUCCGAUGCAAACCCUAGAGACCUCCACUUUCGCUCUCGACGAAAUCUUCUGAGAUAUAAAACCUUCUUCGCCCGCCGCUCUGCAUUUCUUCACCAGACGGCUUAGGGUUUCUCCUUCGUCCUCCUCCGCAGCGCCAUGGGUAAGGGAACGGGGAGCUUCGGUAAGAGAAGGAACAAGACGCACACGCUGUGCGUGAGGUGUGGACGGCGCAGCUUCCACCUCCAGAAGAGCCGCUGCGGUGCCUGCGGCUUCCCGUCCGCCCGCAAGAGGAAGUAUAACUGGAGUGUGAAGGCAAUCCGAAGGAAGACCACAGGGACUGGUAGAAUGAGGUAUCUCCGCAAUGUUCCUCGCAGGUUCAAGAGUGGUUUCAGAGAAGGUACCGACGCAGCGCCAAGGAAGCACGCAGCAGCAGCUACUGCUUAAUUGUUAUGAUGGUUUUGAGGCACAAUCAUGUUAUUCGGAAGGAUUUAGUUAUUGAUAUCUGGACGCAGGGAACUUUUGGCAUAUACAGUUGCCCUUUUAAUUUGCUUUGUUUUUGUUUCAUCUACUGUGGCAUUGUUUACAAUUUUGAAUGAACAGAGAUCAAGCCUACUGUGGUUCUACAA
Molecule: messenger RNA, 607 nt
Organism: Syzygium oleosum
Lineage: Eukaryota; Viridiplantae; Streptophyta; Magnoliopsida; Myrtales; Myrtaceae
Product: 60S ribosomal protein L37-3
Exons: 4
Coding region: 138-425 (95 amino acids)
Biological process (GO): translation
Cellular component (GO): cytosolic large ribosomal subunit; ribosome
Molecular function (GO): structural constituent of ribosome; RNA binding
Source: RefSeq, a predicted model, not a curated record